GGUGGAGUAAAUAAGAAACUAGCAGUUUAGUGACAGAAAGAAGCAGUUGGACAUUUAUAAGCAUACAGUAAGUGUGUUUGAUUGCUAUAGUAUAUAACAUUUCAUAAAGUGGGAUCACGGAAAGACAAGAAUUUACAAAAUUUAGAAGAAGCUAUUUAAAAGUUUAUCUGAGACAGGCAAAGAAAAAGAGACAUCAGCUUGGAGACCGCACAACCUAACCAGGUCCAUCUGGUCACAUCUGGAAAUACAGUUCAGCCAUUCAGAUCUAAUCAAAUGUAUUGUCUUUCUGACGCCUCCCUGACGGGAUCAGAUAAUGGGAACAAGACAAACCGUACAGAUGACAGCAUUGUGAGUAACACUAUCUCUGUCACUUUUGGGGCCCUCAUCCUCAGCAUUGUCUUCCUUCUGGGUGUUCCUGGCAACCUCUUCAUUAUAUGGAGCAUCCUAGCACGUGCCCGCAAACGCUCCGUCACCACCCUGCUCAUCCUCAACCUGGCUUGUGCAGACGGUUGUCUGAUGUGUCUGACGAUUUUCUUUAUAAUAUACCUAGCCAAGCAGAACUGGAUAUUUGGAAGUGUCAUGUGCAAGCUGCUUUUUUACUUGUGCAAUACAAACAUGUAUGCUUCUAUUAUGAUCAUUACGAUAAUGAGUCUACAGAGACUAGUGGCAGUGAUGUGGCCCACAUACUUGAAUGCCUGCACUCGUAGACGGACAGUAAUAGUUGUGCUUGGAGGCCUGUGGAUUGUUGUAUUUCUUUUGGCACUUCCUGCUUUGAUGUUCAGAGAAGAAAUUAAGAAUUACAAUGGGAAGAACCGCACUGUGUGCGCAACUCAUCACACGUGUCCACAGCAUGUGGUAUUUCAGUACACACUUGAGACAGUAGUGGGCUUUCUGGUGCCAUAUGUGAUCAUAGUCAGCAGUUAUGUGUGUAUCCUUCGCCGCCUCAGACAGACCAAGUUCAAGAGAAAGAUACGAAGUGAGAACCUCAUUCAAGCCAUUAUUGUGACGUUCUGCAUCUUUUGGCUUCCCUACCACUUUAUUAAUAUAGUGCAAGUGGUAGCAGCUCUUACACCAGAGGAAUACCCACUCAAAAUUGAACUGGAUAAAAUCUGGCAGUCCAGCCGUGCUGUAACGUCCGCUCUGGCGUUUAUCAGUAGCUGUGCCAAUCCUGUCCUCUACACGUUUGCUGGACGCUCCUACAUCAAAGCUGAUGGUCUGGCAUUCAUGGCCAGACUCUUUGAAGGCACUGCCCUGGACUAUGCUGCACGGAAAAGCCCUCAGAACACAGAUGUCAUCAGGCUCUAAACCUCAUUGGAUCAGACACAUAAAAAUGAAUCUUGGACAAUAAAUUGUAUAAUUUCAUCAGUUUGUAUGGUGACUGAUCCAGUAGGGAAUGAAAAAGGUCAACAACUACACCUAAAAAACAACAACACCACCAGCCUAAAGACCUAUAGUGUUUUUAUAUUGAUUAGCUGACUGAAAUCUAUUAUAAAUGUGCUAAUGUUUUUAUGCAGCUUUCAUUUUUAAAAUAAAGUUUGUAAAAUAUUUAUACAGAACUACCCCCAUCCCCAGAGACUGGAAUUAAGUUUCACAUUUUAUAGUCAUAUUGUGUAUUCACUUUUGGCAGUAAAGAGUCAUAUUCAGUAAUUAAACCGUUCUGGACAUCCUUGUUGGAAAUACCUAAAACAGUUAAAAAGCCAAUUCAAUAUGAAUAUGCAUAAAUUACUUAGUCACAUAGAAAAUAAUUUUAGCACCCAAUCUGUUUUUAUUUUUUAUUUUUUAUAUUUAUAUCUAUUUGACUUUUAAAGUUCCACAAUUAAUCAAAUUUAUUGCAGUGGUUUCAAAUCCUCACUGACAGUAUAUUGCUGGCAUCUUUCAGAGUAACAAGCAAACUAGGACAAACUAUACUACGGAAUACAGUUGUGUACUUUAAUCUUCUGUACCCAUUGGGUUAUAUCUCUAGUAAAAUAAGGACAUGGAAGGCACCUUGUAUACUAGUAGACCUCAAAUCCAUAGUAGAAAAUCAGGUCACAAGAAGAAAACACCUAAAUAAAAAUUACAAUAAAAAAAGGAAAUAGGAAGGAAUAAAUACAACAUACAUUACAUAAAAGGUAAUGACUUCAUAGUUUGGAUUUAACGAAUUAUAGCCUACCUUAGUCAACACAUUCCUGCUUUCAGAAGUUGAAGUUCCUGCAGAAUAUUAGUGGAGAUGUUAGAGAGGGAAAAAUAAUAAUAAUAAAAUAAACUGGUUGUGGUACCCCCCACCCAUCCCUACAUUAUUAUUAUUAACUGGAUCAGAGUGAACUCAACAAAUUGAAAAGCUCUGAUUCAUUUUAAUGUUGUAUUAAUUGUCAGCAGACAUAGCAUGGUGCAUUUAAUAGGUAUUAUGAAUGCCCAAUAAAUUACAAAAGGUUGUAUUAAGAUAAUUAUUACAAAAACUGUAACUCAUAUUUAUAUACCAUAUUGCUACCCCCUAUACAUUUAAACAGUUAAGUACUAUAAUGCUGAUAGUUUAGAGUUGAAAGAAGGUCACCUGCCGUCCAUAUCAACAUGGCUGCGGUUAAGUUCCAGUUUGCGUCGAUCACACGGUAAACAUUCGACACACUGCAUAUGACACUCUUUUCCACAAUUUAGAAUGGCCUUUUACUGAUUCCUAACUUUUGAACAGAAGUGUAAUUUUAUUCUAGUUUGAGUCUCGGUGCUGGCAGGAGUUGUAGGUGGGGGGGAGUGAACGAACAGCACUCUCUUCCACCCUCAAUACCCAUGGCUGAAGUGCCCUUGAGCAAGGAACUGAACCCCCAGUUGGUCUACAGGUGCUGGAUAUAUAGCUGCCCACUGCUCCGGGUGUGUGUUCAUGGUGUGUUCACUGCUCACUGCUGUGUGUGGUGUUGGCGCAGUGGAUAAGACACAUGCCUUUGGUGUGAGAAACAUGGGUUUGAAUCCACUGUGAGACACCAAUGUGUCCUUGAGCAAGACACUUAACCCCUAGUUGUUCCAGAGUGACCAAUGACCUCUGACAUAUAUAGCAAUUGUAAGCUGCUUUGGAUAAAAGUGUCAGCUAAAUGAAUAAAUGUGUGUGUGCACUUGGAUGGGUUAAAUGCAGAGCACAAAUUCCAAAUAUGUGUUACCAUACUUGAAAAAUGUCAUGACUUUCACUUUCUCUUUUGAUCCCCUUCUGGCUUGGCCUGGGUGGGACCCUUGGCUCAGGACGACAGCUCUUCCCUUGAAUCUAUGUGUCAGACCUUGCUGGCAUCAUCGCACAUGCCUUGGAGAAGGACCCAUCCACAGAGCCUGAGGUAUUAAUGGUGUUUCCCCUUCACUGAAUACCAAUUUUAAAUUCACAAAGACAUUGGACAGGACUCUAACAAGACCUACUAUCUUCCCUGUGCCUGGAUUUUUCUUGGAUGUCUUCCUUGGUUCUGAGAGAGCUGUUAUCCUCUCACAAGGCCAGAAAGUGGUGCCAAAGAAAACCCUGGAGUCUGGCUUUGAGUUUCAAUACCCAGGCCUUCUGCUUUAAAAGAAAUUGUUGGAUAUUAGUAAACUCUUAAAACAGAGAAGAGACCUAAGGAAAAAAAGUGCAGUAUAUUUCUUAUAAUAUAUACUUUUUAAAUUUAAAUGAAGCAUAUACAAAAUAAAUCUUGACUGUACUUGCUUGAUUUAAUGUACAUACUCAGAAAGACAUAUUGUUCUCAGCUCCUUUGUCUGUCCCCCUUAAGAAUUUAUCUGUGUUCAAAAUGAGCACUUCAUUUGUAAAUAAAUGUUUAUAUGAAAAUUA
This is a messenger RNA of Carassius gibelio (silver crucian carp), 3775 nucleotides long. Its product is annotated as leukotriene B4 receptor 1-like. Gene Ontology annotation, biological process: positive regulation of cytosolic calcium ion concentration; inflammatory response; phospholipase C-activating G protein-coupled receptor signaling pathway. Gene Ontology annotation, molecular function: complement receptor activity; leukotriene receptor activity. Lineage: Eukaryota; Metazoa; Chordata; Actinopteri; Cypriniformes; Cyprinidae. The record is from RefSeq and is a predicted model, not a curated record. Gene Ontology annotation, cellular component: plasma membrane. The transcript is spliced from 5 exons. The coding region runs from base 274 to 1305 and encodes 343 amino acids.